Argentina anserina (silverweed cinquefoil) is the source of this 1028-nucleotide messenger RNA. RefSeq lists its product as uncharacterized. The record is from RefSeq and is a predicted model, not a curated record. Lineage: Eukaryota; Viridiplantae; Streptophyta; Magnoliopsida; Rosales; Rosaceae.
UUGCAGUCAAGAAGAUGCAUCUUCUGGAAAGAAAACGAGAUGGAGUGGGAUCAGAUGUGACUGGCAACUUAGAGACUGCUUCCGCAGUUGAUGGUGUUAGUGUUACCUCUCCAAAGAGGUGUUUAGUUAGGUUGACAAAAUGUGGGGGAAAAGUCAAGCACAAAAGAGUUCAAGUCAGACUAGUGUAACUGAAAUUGAUCCAGGACCAAAAGAAGAUGAACCUGAAGAAAUCGGGUCAGAUAGUGAAAGUGAAAGUGAAAGCUUGGGUGGAUUUAUUGUUGACAGCUCUGAUGUUUCAGAAAGUAAUGAUGUUUCGAGUGAGUCAAAUAGGUCAGAUGAUGAUGUGAACUUCGAGGAGGUUCUAUCAACAAUUCAGAGGAACAAAGAUCACAACACAAAGUGGGAGUUUGAGGCAGACAUGCUUGCUGCAUUCGGUAAGGAUCCAGAGCUGUGCAUGAAAGCUGUAUGUGCUCUUUAUAGACAGCAAAGUUCUGGGGAAAAAGUUUAUAAGGAAACUUUCUUAUUAAACUCUCGUGGCUUUAGCAAGUUUGAUGCUUUAAGGGGCUCGAAAUUGGCUGAAUUUCUUACUGAUGGAGACCCAUACUGUGAUCUGAAGAAAACCGUAGAGGAGUUGGAGGAGUGUGACCCGAUGGCCAUUGAAAUGUGUAGAGAUUUAGCAAAUCGUUACUCUAAGCAACUAUUUGAGAUCUACAAAAACAAAGAGGAUCCUCUCUUUCUGCCUUCUUGACGGUGCAAGCAACUUGCCACUAAUGAUAUGCAUGUACAUUCUUCAACCUCUACCAGAAAGUAGUAGUCCUAUUAGAGAUGCGAGAGGAGUUUUCUUUUUGGUAGCCGAGUGUGUCUCUUCUCGGUAACAGACUACCAAGUUUGUAUAUAAAACAUGCAAGUAGGAACGUCAGAAAAAUUAGGUCGCUUGUAUUAUAUAGUCCCAUCACUCCUAUGAAUAUGAAUGCCUUGUGUCUAUAUAUGCUUUUAGAAAGGUAGUGUUGUUGUACAGGUAGCUAACU